GAAUUAGAGCUGGGCCAUUGCAACCUUAUCCACUUGAGAAGUAUUGGAUUGAAGGUAUCUCCCAAGCAUCCACGACAUCCUACACAACAGAGACAUGGCUCAUCUCUCCAUCUCCGCCCUUGCCAAUGCCUUUCUUUUCCCCAAAUCACAUCUUCUCUCGUCUUCUCAUCCUGCUUCUGCUCCUGUUCCUGCUCCGACGACAAGGGGAAGAAUCACAAAACCGGGCCAAAUACAUGCAAAGAUGGGUGGAGAGACGAAGCCUGGUAAGAAGAAGUUCAUCACUAGGGAAGAAGAGCCAGAUCAAUAUUGGCAAACAGCAGGAGAGAGGGAAGGAGAGAACCCCAUGAGGACCCCCUUGCCUUAUAUCAUAAUCUUUGGUAUGUCAACUCCUUUUGUUAUCUUAGCCAUUGCCUUUGCCAAUGGCUGGAUCAAGGUCCCAGUGAGGUGAUGAGCAUGAGCUGGAGUUGGAGAUGAACCAUGAUAUAUAUAUAGUUGGAUUAUUUCAACUAAUUCCAACAAGUGUUGUCUCCAACAUUGCUGGAGUUGGAGAUGAACACUUAAGAAGAUCAUGUUUUGUUAAACUAUGUUGUUCUUGUAUAUUUGAACCUUUCUUAUUCAUAACAGAACAAGAAAAAGGGAAACUUGUUUUCUGAUCUUAUUAUGCAGUGCAGUCAAUGUUUUGAUACACUGGUGGUAUAAAGAAGAUUUGAGAUUUGAAACA
This is a messenger RNA of Zingiber officinale, 721 nucleotides long. RefSeq lists its product as uncharacterized. The coding region runs from base 95 to 448 and encodes 117 amino acids. The record is from RefSeq and is a predicted model, not a curated record. Gene Ontology annotation, cellular component: chloroplast. NCBI's taxonomy places the organism in Eukaryota, Viridiplantae, Streptophyta, Magnoliopsida, Zingiberales, Zingiberaceae. The transcript has 3 exons.